Lactuca virosa is the source of this 1844-nucleotide messenger RNA. The record is from the annotation of a GenBank genome assembly. Lineage: Eukaryota; Viridiplantae; Streptophyta; Magnoliopsida; Asterales; Asteraceae.
CCCAACCUCAACUUUCUCUCUCUACUUGAUUUAAUUUCUCAAAAAUUGCAUGUCUUGGUCACAACUCAAAACCCAAUAUUUAUUUCCAAAUCUCACAUGCUUAAACUCUAAAAAAACUCAAAACCCCCCAUUUUUUGUGCUCAAAUCAUCAAUACCUGAGCUAUUUAAUUACUUGUCGCCUUGAAGUUGUUGUUGUCAGAGCAUAGAAAUCAAGGUAUAGAAUUAGAAUAGAAACUUUUGGAGAGAGAGUGUGUGUGUGUAUCACAUCACAAGUGGGAUUUUGUUUAUGUUUUUUAAAAACAUCAUUUGAAGCUUUGAAAUUGGCGUUAUAGAGUGAAUUGGGAAGCUCUUUAGAAUGGCUAAUGCUCAUUGGGACAAACACAGAAGAAGCUUGUUUUUGUUUUGAUUAUAGAAGGAGACAAGAAGAAGGCUAAUGUAGAAGAAAAGAAAAGCAGAAAAAACAAAUACAAGGAAACAGAUUUGUUUGAAUAAACGCAAGUACAUACGACGAUGGAUUUCAGUUAUAACUUUCAGAUUCUUCCAAUCAUUUCCUCCUUUGUUUUCUUCCUCCUGCUGUGUUCCAGUGUUUUCUCAGCCAUGUCAGCGGCGCAAUUUGAAGAUUUCCGGCGAAUGAAUCAAACUUUCCGCCCAGGGGAAGAGUCAAAGAAAAUGAGAUUGAUCAGAACCCAUCUAAUGAAAAUCAACAAACCUUCUGUCAAAUCAAUUGAGAGUCCAGAUGGAGAUGUAAUGGAUUGCGUUUUGGUUCAUCAUCAGCCAGCUUUUGAUCAUCCUGUGCUGAAAGGAACAAAGCCAUUUGACCCACCGGAGAGACCAGAUGGGUAUAAUCAUGCAGGAACGGAGUCGGAAAACUAUCAGCUAUGGAGUUUAUCCGGCGAAUCCUGCCCGGAGGGAACAAUUCCGAUCCGAAGAACAACAGAAAGAGAUAUUUUACGUGCAAAUUCUAUUCAAAGAUUCGGUAGAAAAAUUCCAAAACCAGUCAGAAGAGAUUCUUCUAAUGGUGGCCAUGAGCAUGCAGUUGGAUAUGUAAGUGGAGAAGAGUACUAUGGAGCAAAAGCAAGUAUAAACGUAUGGGAUCCAAAGGUUGGCAGGUUAGCCCAGAGCUCUAUGGAGACAACUAUCCUAGAUUCUUCACUUAUUGGACAACGGAUGCAUAUCAAGCUACAGGAUGUUAUAAUCUGCUAUGUUCGGGUUUUGUUCAAAACGAAUAACAAGAUUGCAAUUGGAGCUGCUAUAUCCCCAACAUCGUCGUAUAAUGGUGGACAGUUUGAUAUUAGCUUAUUGAUAUGGAAGGAUCCGAAGCAUGGAAAUUGGUGGCUUGAAUUCGGAUCUGGGGUCUUAGUUGGGUAUUGGCCGGCCGAUCUUUUCACUCACCUUCGAGAUCACGCAAGUAUGGUUCAAUUCGGGGGUGAAGUUGUGAAUAGUCAAGCCUCAGGUUCUCAUACCUCAACAGAAAUGGGAAGUGGACAUUUCUCUGGUGAAGGGUUUGGGAAAGCUUCAUAUUUUAGGAACAUGCAAGUUGUCGAUUGGGAUAAUAGUUUAAUCCCAUUGUCUAAUUUGAAAGUAUUAGCUGAUAAUCCGAACUGUUACGAUAUUAGAGGUGGGAUUAAUAAUGUUUGGGGUAAUUAUAUUUAUUAUGGUGGACCAGGUAAAAACCCGAGAUGUCCCUAAAUGGGGCCGAGUUUUUAUUGAGUACAAAUACACAGAUGAAAUUUUUAUAGCAAGCUUCAUUGUUUUACUUCGAUUUGGUGAUCAGGUCUCUUUUCAUGUGGGUUAUUCUUUUAAUCUUUGAGGUUUUUAUAGAUUGAACAAAUCUUGUAAAUUAG